AUGGCACCCCCAUCACCACAGAGGCACAGGGAUGACGACACGGAGGUGGUGUUCACGCAUGCAGAUCGAAUGAUUAUCAUUAUCCCAUGCAUAAGACCGGCCGUUGGGCCACAUGAUACGCGUAGAAUGAUGGUCGGCUGCAUUCAUUCCCCACUACCAGAUUACGGUAAACCAUAG
This is a messenger RNA of Aspergillus welwitschiae, 177 nucleotides long. RefSeq lists its product as uncharacterized. The record is from RefSeq and is a predicted model, not a curated record. The coding region runs from base 1 to 177 and encodes 58 amino acids. The transcript has a single exon. NCBI's taxonomy places the organism in Eukaryota, Fungi, Ascomycota, Eurotiomycetes, Eurotiales, Aspergillaceae.